Messenger RNA from Desarmillaria tabescens, 2340 nucleotides. Its product is annotated as sulfate transporter family-domain-containing protein. Gene Ontology annotation, cellular component: membrane. The coding region runs from base 1 to 2340 and encodes 779 amino acids. The record is from RefSeq and is a predicted model, not a curated record. Lineage: Eukaryota; Fungi; Basidiomycota; Agaricomycetes; Agaricales; Physalacriaceae. The transcript has 10 exons.
AUGGAGGUCGUUAGGUCUCGUUCAGCACGCUGGAUCGCGAACACGCCUGGACGACUAUACCGUGCUCUUCCAUCUGUGGUGCUAGGUACUCUAUUCAACGUUCUUGAUACUGUGUCCACAGGGUUGCUUAUUUUUCCGUCUGAAGAGGGCUCAAAUGGAGUCUUUCAAGCCUUGCAGAUACAGGGUCUGUCGAUGUAUAUUAUGAGCACAAUCCUUUCGCAGGUGGCUAUGACAUUAGGUGGAUCGCGCUUUCCAGGAGCUCUAGGAGCAAUGCUCAUAGAAAUACUGCCCUUUCUGAGAGGCAUUGGCAGCGAUAUCCGCGAUGUUCUUGGUCCCGACAACCCUUCCUUAGUCCCGACUGUCUUUGCCGCAUAUGCAAUGACCAGUUUUCUGAUUGGUUUUGCCUUCAUCGUUUUAGGCCUACUCAAGCUGGGAAAUCUUGUCGCCUAUUUUCCUCAGACUGUCCUUACAGGUGCCAUCGGUGCCAUCGGUCUUUCACUGUUUAUCCUCGGGCUCGGGCUCAUGCUUCCUCCAUCUUCACCGGCGCUUACACUUUCCUCGGCUGGCUCCGUUCUGUUCAAGUUCCUCUCACCUCCCACUUCUUGUGGCUUCAUUCCUUCCCGCCCUUAUCUUGUCGGUGUCCACGCGAUCUCAGCUCAUCAAUCGUUGGACGCGUGGUAUGUUGGGGCACUGCAUUGUCCUAGAGACACCCUUGUGACCAAUGGUUGGCUCUUUAGAGUUGACGCAUCUGCAACCCGCGGAGGCGGCAUUGGGACGGCGUGGAUCUAUUGGAGAGAAUUUGAUUUCCACAAGGUCGAAUGGUGGGCGAUGAAAAAUGCGAUUGAAAAUAUCGUACUUUUGGUCGUGAUUGGCGUCUUGAAUCUGCCCAUAUAUGUCCCUGCGCUAGCAUUCAGUUUGAAUGUACCUUACGAUAUGAAUCACGAAUUUUUCGGUCAAGGCGCAGCAAACAUUCUUGCAGGAAUAGCGGGAACGGCUCCCAACAUCUUGCAAUAUUCCUACUCGGUCUUCUUCACUCGCGCCAAUGGAGGCCGUUUCGAAGCAGCUCUCGUAACACUUCUUACCUUUGUCUUGUUUCUUACUUCGGGGCUCCUCCUCCCGUAUGUUCCGACUGUGCUGGCUUCGGCCUUGGUUCUUUUUCUCGGUAUCGAGCUCCUUCUUGAGGCUGUAUGGGAGUCUGCCAAGACUCUCGUUUGGCUUGAAUGGAGUAUCGUUGUGGGAACUCUGAUGGCAUGCACAUUUUUGGGCUUUGCGGAAGGCUUUGGCGUUGGAAUUGGGGCCGCGAUAGUUGUCUACUUUGUGUACGGGGUCGUUGACUCUCGUGCUCGCGUUAUGAAAUGGGAAGAAUGGAACGAAACGCAUAUGCAUCAAAGCCAGGAUCAAGAGCAACACACCCCUACGCAUCGUAUUUCACCGCUCAAUCACACACCAUCGGCAACCUAUCCACUUACGAACGUCACUCUAACCGACAUCGAGAGUGGUGGAAGUUUGGAGAAGAAUCUCCCCGACUCCAUGCUACGGGACGUCAACGCACGUGUCGUGGUUCUAUCAGGAUAUGUUUAUUUUGCUACCAUCCCAUCUCUAGAAAGCCAGCUCCUCGACACGAGGAUACAACCGGCAUUUGUUAUCGUUGAUUUGUCGACGGUUCACCGCCUUGAGACUGCAGCCGCGCAGUGCUUUCAGCGUGCGGUGCGCGAUUUAGCGCCCCGAUCUACAAUUUUAGUGCUCUGUGGAGUUCAGAAAGGUUCUGGAGUCCACGCAGAUUUUGACCGAGCUGGAGUUGACUUGACUUUUGACUCUGAGAAGGGAGGAGCGGCCUCGGAAAAUGGUAUCCUUUCCUUCAGAGCACGCGGAGAUGCGUUGACUUGGUGUGAACGGCAGAGUGAAGUCGCCCGCUCUGACCUAGAAAAAGGCAGUGACAGCAUUGGACUAAUAUCUAAUGUUGAGAUAUAUCGCAAGUUCUGCAAGCUAUUCGACUUUGACUUGAGGACUUUGCUUGAGAGCGGUAGGAUUACCGAGGACAGCUCAGAGUCCAUUGACUCUGUUCCAACUUCCCAGAAUGAUAUCGAUAUCUUCGUUAGCAUGGGUGCACAUAUGAAAUGUUAUACUCCUGGACAGGUCAUCGCGCGUACAGCUGACAUCGACCGCAUCGUCUUCUUUGUCGAAGGACACGCCGAUAUCAUACCUAUAGAACCAUCAAUGCGCCCCUCCUUCCGUCGUUUCCUGUUAAUGCUGCCAGAAGAAAGCCUACAAUUCUUGAAACGGACGGGUGUGGUCGCGUUUUCGGCCAGUUCCGGGGCUACAUACCUUGUCUCCCGGUGA